This is a messenger RNA of Meloidogyne enterolobii, 450 nucleotides long. NCBI's taxonomy places the organism in Eukaryota, Metazoa, Nematoda, Chromadorea, Rhabditida, Meloidogynidae. The record is from the annotation of a GenBank genome assembly.
AUGUCUGAUUUUGAUCCUAAAUAUUUUUCUCGAGAAGAAAUUAAACAAUUUGGGACUAUUUUAGAACGUUUAAGGGAAUUCGAAAAAUCUGUAGCACAAACCCUCAGAAAAAUGGAAUCUAAAAUUGAGGAGAUUGAUAAAGCUGAAAUAAAAAAUAAAAAUAGUAUAACUGCUACAAAAGGAAAUAUCACAAAAUUAGGAAAUAAAAUCAUGGGGAGAAUUGUCGAAAUAGAAAGAGUAUUAAAAAUUGAUGAAAAUUUAGACGAUUCUAACAGUGGUGAUGAAUUCCAGGAGACAAACGAUGAGCCAGAAGUAAGGAUCUCUGAUCCCUUUUUAAAUAAUGGUGUAUAUGUCGGUAAUUUUGAUGGACGUGUUGUCUUUGGUAACUACAGAGUUAACCGAACAACAAAAAAUACUCCGCCUUCGAUUCUGUCUUUCAGGACAAGCUAG